ACCAAAAUCAAGUAUGGCGGAAUCUGUCAGAAAAUGAUUAUUUCGCCAGUAGACUUCCCUAGCGAUAAAGUCAACAUAUUUAUUCUGCAUCUUUCUCGGGACAGGGCCGCCUCUUGGAACUUCUAGGCUGGUACAAGUGAGCGCGUGUCUCUGAUUGGAUUACCUGAAUAGUAGGUUGUCUGUUGGAGGGCUGUUUCCUGUUGCUGACCAGUGAAGACACUUGUGGGUGAUUGUGUUUCCUGCUGAGGAGUACUGUGGCCCUGAUCUUGGUACACAUCAGACCAGCCCCUUCCCUACACACACACACACUAACCCCCCGACCCACACACUAACCCACCCGAUCCACACACACUCCACCUGUCCCGUCCUCCUCCUCUCCAGGCCAUAUAUUUUAAAACUUCACUGUGGAUUCUCUGAGGACCAUCCUGUCAACAAUGACAUCACACAGUCACCAAGAAGGACUCCUGGGCAAGGAGCAGCAGCUGGAUGUCCUGAAGACGUCUGCCCUCAACCACAUCCCCACAGUGGACAUUAACUCUGCCCUGCCCCUGCGUCUGCCCCCGGCUGCCAUCCCCAUGGACCUACGCAUUGACCAGCACCAUCACCAGCAGCAGCUGUCCAUGUCUCCUUCUGCAGCCCAGGCGUCUGCAGCCCAGGCCAGAGAGCAGCAGCUGCAGCAGGAGCUCCUGUCCCUGAAACAGAAACAACAGAUUCAGAGACAGCACCUCAUCGCUGAGUUCCAGAGGCAACAUGAGCAGCUCAACCGCCAGCAUGAAGCCCAGCUACAGGAACAUGUUAAGCACCAGCAGGAGCUCCUGGCCCUGAAACAUCAGCAGGAGCUGUUGGAGCACCAGAGGAAGAUGGAGAAGCACCGUCUGGAGCAGGAACUGGAGAAACACCAGAGAGAACAGAAACUACUGCUGCUGAAGAACAAGGAGAGAGGACAGGAGAGUGCAGUGGCCAGUACGGAGGUGAAGAUGCGACUGCAGGAGUUUGUGCUGAACAAGAAGAAGGCUCUGGCCCAGAGGAGUCUCAACCACGGGGGGUUGCCCAACGACCCCCGCUACUGGUACGGGAAAACUCAGCACACUUCCCUGGACCAGAGCUCUCCUCCUCAGACUGGUAUGGGUACCUACAACCACCCUGUCCUGGGCAUCUACAACGCUAGAGACGACUUCCCCCUCCGCAAGACAGCCUCUGAGCCCAACCUGAAGCUACGUUCUCGUCUGAAGCAGAAGGUGAGCGAGCGACGGAGCAGCCCCCUACUGAGGCGCAAAGACAGCCCGAUCACAACCGCCAAGAAACGCUCACUGGAUAUGGCAGAUUCAGCGUGUAACAGCGCUCCUGGAUCUGGCCCCAGCUCUCCUAACAACAACAGCAUCAGCAACAUCCCCAAUGAGAACGGCGUCACUGUCUCCAACAGCAUUGAUGUGUCCCUGGCUCAGCGGUUGUGUGGUGGUGAACUCAGCCAGCUGUCUCUGUACACGUCCCCCUCCCUCCCCAACAUCACCCUAGGUCUGCCCGCCACGGCCACCUCUGCUUCCAAUGUGACCUCAGCCCAGCAGGAUGGGGGUCAACAUUCGGCCCUCUCCCUCAGCCCCCCCUACCUAGGCGGUGCCCCCCUAGCCACCUACCUGGCUGACGGAGGGGGCGCAGGGGGGCACGGCCCACUACUGCAGCACUUGGUCCUGCUGGAACAGACUGGCGCGCACGGGCCCCUACUGGCAGGUGUGGACGCCCUCCAGUCUCCCUCCAUCCACAUGCUGCGUGGGCAGCACCGUCCCCUGGGUCGGACCCAGUCGGCCCCACUGCCCCAGCAGAACGCCCAGGCCCAGGCCCUGCAGCAGCUGGUGGUCCAACAGCAACACCAACAGUUCCUGGAGAAACACAAACAGCAGUUCCAGCAGCUACACAUCAACAAGUUGAUGGGCAAGCCCAGUGAGCCCACGGGGACCCGGCAGCACCAGAGUCACCCGGAGGAGACCGAGGAAGAGCUGAGGGAGCACCAGGCCCUCUCUCCCCAGGACGGCGGCUUUCCAUGUGGGUUCGCCAUCAAACAAGAGCCCCCAGACCCCCAAGAGAGCCAGGAGGAGGACAUGCAGCAGGAACUGCUGUUCAGACAGCAGGCCAUGUUGUUGGAGCAGCAGAGAAUCCACCAGCUGAGAAACUAUCAGGCUUCCAUGGAGGCAGCCGGUCUGUCAAUCACCUUCCCAGGUCACCGCCCCCUCUCCAGGGCCCAAUCGUCUCCGGCCUCCGCUUCCUCCUUCCCCAUCUCUGUCCCGCCUCCUGAGCCUCCCACCAAACCUCGCUUCACCACAGGGUUGGUGUAUGACUCUCUGAUGCAAAAGCACCAGUGUAUGUGCGGGAACACACACACCCAUCCGGAGCACGCCGGGCGCAUCCAGAGCAUCUGGUCCAGACUGCAGGAGACAGGACUUAGGGGACAGUGUGAGUGUAUCCGUGGUAGGAAGGCCACUCUGGAGGAGCUCCAGACAGUCCACUCUGAAGCCCACGUCCUGCUGUAUGGAACCAACCCCCUCCGACAGAAACUAGACUGUUCAGUCACGCCCAUGUUGGUCAGAUUACCAUGUGGAGGAGUGGGGGUGGACAGUGACACCAUCUGGAACGAGGUCCAUUCCUCUACUGCAGUUCGUCUGGCUGUGGGUUCUGUGGUGGAGCUGGUGUUCAAAGUGGCCACUGGUGAACUGAAGAACGGCUUUGCUGUGGUUCGACCCCCUGGACACCAUGCAGAAGAGAGCACUCCCAUGGGCUUCUGCUACUUUAACUCAGUAGCCAUCGCAGCCCGGCUGCUCCAACAGAGACUCAACGUCUGCAAGAUCCUCAUAGUAGACUGGGAUGUUCACCAUGGCAACGGGACCCAGCAGGCAUUUUACGAUGACCCCAACGUGCUGUACCUGUCUCUCCAUCGAUACGACGAUGGAAACUUCUUCCCUGGCAGCGGAGCACCCGACGAGGUGGGCAGUGGUCCAGGAGUAGGUUUUAACGUUAACAUGGCCUUCACCGGGGGGCUGGAGCCACCUAUGGGAGAUGCAGAGUACCUGGCAGCCUUCAGGUCUGUGGUGAUGCCCAUAGCUAAUGAAUUUUCUCCUGACGUGGUGCUGGUGUCCUCAGGCUUCGACGCCGUCGAGGGUCACCCUCCUCCCCUAGGCGGUUACACCCUCACCUCCAAAUGUUUUGGGUACCUGACACGUCAGCUGAUGACCCUGGCUGAGGGUCGCGUGGUGCUGGCAUUGGAGGGAGGUCACGACCUCAUGGCCAUCUGUGACGCUUCCGAGGCCUGCGUCUCCGCUCUGCUGGGCAACCAGCUGGAUCCUCUCCCUCAGACGCUUCUGGAGCAGAGACCCAACCAGAAUGCUGUGUGCUCCAUAGAGAAGGUUAUAGAAACACACAGUAAGUACUGGCGCUCCAUGCAACGUGGCUCCCCCAGGCUGGGCCUGUCUGUGCUGGAGGCUCAAAGAGGAGACUCGGAGGAGGCUGAGACCGUCAGCGCCAUGGCCUCUCUCUCUGUGGCCAACAAACAGAGCAGGUCGGAGGAGGAACCCAUGGAGGAGGAAGCACCAUUAUAGCGGGGGAAGCACAAGGGCGUUGCACCGUGACUGUCGGCCUCUGCAGCUCGGAAGACUACCUUCUGGAGAGUCUCGACUGUCCCUUUCAUUUUGUCCCUCCGCGCCGUGCCUAUCACCUUGAUUGGCAGCUCCUCUGCCAAUGAGAGAGAGGGAUGGGCUUCAGAGUAGGGAGUCAAUGGGGAUACGAUAUGAAGGAUGGAAGUGACAAAGCGCUGCAGCCAGGCAGCUCAGCGUGGUCAGCUCACCGUGACUCUAAAGAGACGUUUGUUCCUGCCAGUCAGACUGAGGCAGCCCCAGAAGACACCCCAGCACCGAAGCAGGGCGUGGGUUCUCUGAGUGGAGGCGGAUAAUGGAAGUCUUACUCCUGAAGGGAAAGAUCUGGUGCUUUACAGAGCUCCCCCGUGGCCAAAUAUGGAGACAGAGGACAGGACAAGUCCGGCUGUCACACACAGCGUGGACAUUUAUUUUCUCUCCUGCUUUUAUCCCCCUAAAUGGAGGACAUGCUACUGAUGGAGAUGGUGGUUACUGAUGAGAGAUGGCGGACAACAAAGCCCCUAGGAGCAUUAUCGGGCUGUCAUUGGCUGAGGACAGUAGACUUGACUGUGGUUGGCCGUUGAGCAAGCGGCCUUUGCCGUUAUUGGAUGAUGAAGCUAUUGGAUCUUUGCCUUAUUGAUGCAGCUGGUAGUUCUGUGAUGGUCCACCAAUGAGAGAGUGCCUUUGUGAAGCUCUGAUGGAUUUCAGGAUUGUGUCAGAAAUGAAGAUUGCCUUAAAUGAUGAUCCUGACCAGGGGAGAGAGAGAAAUACAUUUUCCUGUUUGACAGAGGAUGGGAUGGUGGAAAAAAGGAUCUUUCAGCAUGUUUACCAGGAUUGUGAUGUAGACAGCGUUUGUCUCUCACAGCCUCUUUUAGAGGUCAUUGUACCUUUGGAUUGAUAUAUUUUUCUGUAAAAAUGCUUCAAAAGGUAGUUGCAAGCAAACAU
Molecule: messenger RNA, 4565 nt
Organism: Oncorhynchus tshawytscha (Chinook salmon)
Lineage: Eukaryota; Metazoa; Chordata; Actinopteri; Salmoniformes; Salmonidae
Product: histone deacetylase 4-like
Exons: 24
Coding region: 435-3587 (1050 amino acids)
Biological process (GO): chromatin organization; negative regulation of transcription by RNA polymerase II
Cellular component (GO): histone deacetylase complex
Molecular function (GO): histone deacetylase activity
Source: RefSeq, a predicted model, not a curated record